Durio zibethinus is the source of this 1281-nucleotide messenger RNA. RefSeq names its product putative glutathione S-transferase parC. The record is from RefSeq and is a predicted model, not a curated record. Gene Ontology annotation, biological process: glutathione metabolic process. NCBI's taxonomy places the organism in Eukaryota, Viridiplantae, Streptophyta, Magnoliopsida, Malvales, Malvaceae. Gene Ontology annotation, cellular component: cytoplasm. Gene Ontology annotation, molecular function: glutathione transferase activity.
AAGAAAAUGUUUUUAAUUGGGUUGUAUGGGGUAGGCUUGGAACAAAAAACAAAGUAUGGGUGUUAAAAUUAAAUGAUGGAAAUUUUAACUGGUUCGUAUGCAGAUGGUGUUAGGGUGGAGUUGCAGGCAAGGAUGAGCAUGUUAGUAUUUUGCUUUCCAAUGGGUAUCUUCCAAUGUACUCAAAAGACAAACCUUGUGAGCACAAGCAGAGCAUACAACUUUCACCACAUAAAGCCAAUGGAAUACAAACUAGUCAAAUGACAAUCACUAGGCACUAGCAUUUUCCAGAGGGUAUGCCGAGAAAACUUGUUUGGAAGAGCAAAACUUUGAUAAGCUCGUCAAGGGGCAGAACUUGCCUAUAAAUUUUGUACAUUUUUACUCAUUUCUCCACUGCAAAUUCAAAAAAAGAUUAGUAGAGGCCUAGCUAGCUGUUCAUAGUAAAUCAAGAUGUCAAAGGUGGAGCUUGUUAUUCUAGACUUCUGGGCUAGCCCAUUUUGCAUGAGGGCGAAGAUAGCAUUAAAGGAGAAAGGGCUUCAAUAUGAAGCUAGAACCGAGGACUUGUUCGGGGGCAAAAGUGAUUUGUUGCUCAAAUCAAACCCCAUCCACGAGAAAGUCCCGGUGCUUCUGCACAACGGGAAACCCUUGUGUGAGUCAACUAUCAUUGUUAACUAUAUUGAUGAGACCUGGCCUUCCCCUCCGCUGCUCCCACCGUGUUCAUAUGGAAGAGCUCAGGCACGCUUUUGGGCUGAUUAUAUUGACAAAAAGGUAUUCGAUGCAUGCGACAACAUAUGGAGAAGCAAAGGAGAGGCACCAGUAGAAGCUAAAAGGGAGUUCAUAGAGAUUUUGAAGCAGUUAGAGGACGCCUUGGGGGACAAAGAUUUCUUCGGUGGUAACACAUUUGGGUUCGUAGACAUCAUAGCAAUCCCUCUAACAAGCUGGUUCUAUGCGGUUGAGAAGCUGGGCGGGCUUAAGGUGGAGGACGAGUGCCCCAAGUUUUCAGCAUGGAUGAAGAGAUGUUUGAAAAGAGAGAGCGUUGCUAAAGUCGUUCCAGACCCUGAAAAGGUUUAUGAAUUUGUGUUGAUGUUCAGGAAGAUGCUGGGCAUCGACUAAUUAAUUAAGACACAGAUAUCAUAUAAUUGCCUUCCUAUUCCAACCUACCUACCUACUUUUUCUUCGUUUUAACUUGUAUUUUGAGCUUUUGUGUUGCACCAGACGACCGUUCUUCCUCUCAUAGCUAAUGAGGAGGAUACAAAAAUAAAGGCGAAACAAACAAUAAUUGUG